Molecule: messenger RNA, 479 nt
Organism: Meloidogyne enterolobii
Lineage: Eukaryota; Metazoa; Nematoda; Chromadorea; Rhabditida; Meloidogynidae
Source: the annotation of a GenBank genome assembly
UUCCCGUUCCCGGUCUCAUCCCGGUUGCUUCAAAAAAAACCGGGAAGAGGGACCCGAAAACCGGGUUCGGGUCCCAGACCCGUUCCGAUCUCUAGUCUUUCAUUUACUUAUUCGUUUGAUUUUUCAUGAUUUUUUUUAUUUCUUUGAGCAUACUUUACUUCCAAUUAUUGAUCAUUUCAGUCCAGCUGACCUGUAUUUUUCGGCCCUAUGACAUUAGAGUCCCGGGAUCCCGUAACGGGAUUUUUUCAACAUUUUGUACGGGACUGGAUCCCGCGGGAUUAAUCCCGUAAAUCCCGUUUUCCGCGAAAAACCCGGGAUUCCGGGACGGGAUCCCGUAAAAUCCCGCGCGGGGUCUCGUGUCGAUCUCUACUAUUUAAUUUCCUCAGACUCUAUAGUGUACACUUUUUUAAUUUUUUGACAUUUUCCUCCCUCACAUUUUUAAACGUUUUAAAAUAAUUUUCAAACUUUUGUUCAUUUUA